Molecule: messenger RNA, 1884 nt
Organism: Thunnus maccoyii (southern bluefin tuna)
Lineage: Eukaryota; Metazoa; Chordata; Actinopteri; Scombriformes; Scombridae
Product: tripartite motif-containing protein 16-like
Exons: 2
Coding region: 124-1716 (530 amino acids)
Molecular function (GO): zinc ion binding
Source: RefSeq, a predicted model, not a curated record
AAGAAGGGUGGCAAUAUGUAAUGAAGUGCAAGAGCUGACGAGUCACAUUCACUGAAGUUCAGCAAAUGAAAAGGAAGAAGGUCAAAGUUUGGAUCCGAGCACAACUUUUGUCGGUUAAGUAAAAUGGAUGUUUCCUGUCUGGGAAGUGGAAUGGCGCAGCAAGGAGCUCAGCUGGACCAGGAAACAAUUUCCUGCUCGAUCUGUCUGGAUCUUCUGAAGGAUCCGGUAACUAUUCCCUGUGGACACAGCUACUGCAUGAACUGUAUUAAAAUCCACUGGGAUGAAGAGGUUGUGAAGGAAAUCUACAGCUGCCCUCAGUGCAGACAGACCUUCACACCGAGGCCUGUCCUGGUGAAAAACACCAUGUUAGCAGUUUUAGUGGAGCAGCUGAAGAAGACUGGACUCCAAGCUACUCCUGUUGAUCACUGCUAUGCUGGACCUGAAGAUGUGGCCUGUGAUGUCUGCACUGGGAGGAAGCUGAAAGCUGUCAAGUCCUGUCUGGUGUGUCUCGUCUCUUAUUGUGAGAAACACCUCCAACCUCAUUAUGAAUCUCCUGCAUUUGAAAAACACAAGCUGGUCGACCCCUCCAAGAAGCUCCAGGAGAACAUCUGCUGUCGUCAUGAUGAGGUGAUGAAGAUGUUUUGCCGUACUGAUCAGCUGUGUAUCUGUUAUCUCUGCCCUGUGGAUGAACAUAAAGGCCACGACACAGUCUCAGCUGCAGCAGAAAGGACUGAGAGGCAGAGAGAGCUCGAGGUGAGUCGACAAAACAUCCAGCAGAGAAUCCAGGACAGAGAGAAAGAUGUGAAGCUGCUUCAACAGGAGGUGGAGGCCGUCAGUCGCUCUGCUGAUAAAGCAGUGGAGGACAGUGAGAAGAUCUUCACUGGGCUGAUCCGUCUCAUCCAGAAAAGAAGCUCUGAUGUGAAGCAGCAGAUCAGAUCCCAGCAGGAAACUGAAGUGAGUCGAGUCAAAGAGCUUCAGGAGAAGCUGGAGCAGGAGAUCACUGAGCUGAAGAGGAAAGACGCUGAACUGAAGCAGCUGUCACACACAGAGGAUCACACUGAGUUUCUACAAAAUUACUUCCCACUUACAUAUCUCAAUGAAUCCAUAUACUUCGCUCCUAUCCACCCCAACUGUUUGUGGCACUUUGAUGAAGUGCGAAACAAGGUUUCAGAGCUCGGAGAUAAACUACAGGACACUAUGAGUAAGGAAUGGACAAAGAUCUCGCUGAAAGUGACUGAAGUGGACGUUUUACUGUCUCGAGAGCCGAAGACCAGAGCUGAGUUCUUGGACUAUUCACGUCAAAUCACACUGGAUCCAAACACAAUAAACACACAUCUGUCACUAUCUAAAGAGAACAGAAAAGUGACAUUCAUGGCAGGGGAACAAUGUUAUCCUUAUCACCCAGACAGAUACAUUGACAGGUGUCAGGUCCUGAGUAGAGAGAGUCUGACUGGACGUUGUUACUGGGAGGUGGAAAAGGGUGUGGGAGGAGUUUCAGUGGUAGUUGCAUACAAAGACAUUACGGCUUUAAAUGAAACAUUUGGACAAAAUGACAAGUCAUGGGCAUUAGAGUUUUACAAAUGUCGUUAUGAAUUCAGACAUAACAACAUCUCAACUCCCGUCUCAGGUCCUAGUUCCUCCAAAAGUCCAGACCACAUUCACUCAGCCUCUCUAUGCUGGUUUUUAUCUUUAUGGUCCCACUGGAAACACAGUUGAGCUGUGUGUGCUGAAAGUCCCACUUUACUCAAACAUGUAUUUUUCUUCUUCCUCCAUCACUUUGAAGGACAAGGUGAAGCUUCUCUUUGGAUAAUGAUGUAUGUCCAGAAUUUCAUACUGAAGACUGUUUUCACAUUCAUCUGCUGAAAGUUCAUCUUAAAUCGGAGU